AUGUCAGAUGAGGUGGACAAACAGAACAGGCCUGUUAUAGAGGGUGGAGGGGGGGAAAUGGAAACCCCAGAGCAAGAAAAGGCUCCACUAAGACCUCAGAGACGCAAGAAGAGGUGGGAUAUUGUUUCUGAAGGAGAACAAAAGGUUAGUACUUCCUUGAUCUUGGACCAAAAGAGGUCAAGAUGGGACACCAGUGAGGUGGAAAUGGACAAGGAGAGCAAGGCGAAGGUUGAAAUUCAAAAUUCUGAGCAAUCUUUGGAAUCUGGAUCUCUCCAGAAAAGUGUCAAUGAAGAGAGGAAACCCCAUCCUGCUUUUCAAAAAGAGUAUACUGAUCAGGAGUUGGACAAAAUUCUUCCAUCAGAAGGAUAUGAAAUCGUGAAACCUCCAGAAGGAUACGAGAACCUCAGAAGAGCUAAUUUGGAGAACAAAAGAAAACUUUUGGAACCCGAAAUCACCCUUUAUGAGAUUCCUGAACCAAACAAAGCCUAUCCAGAGGAAUUAAAAGAAACAAAGGAUAUGGCUCAACAAGGUUUCAUGAGACAGGUAUUUCACUCAGAACUUGGUGAGCUGUCAUUAAGGAUAGAAGAUUUCCAUUUCUUUGGAAAAAUUUUUUCCACUGUUUCUGAUGAUGAUCUUUCUCCUGAAGAAGUUAAAGAGCGAUUAGUACUUACUUUACUUUUGAAAAUAAAAAACGGGACUCCAAUCCUGAGGAAAAAGGCAAUGAAACAGAUAGUGGAGACAGCUCGUGAUCAGGGGCCUGGAAUCAUCCUAAAUAGCCUCCUUCCUUUGUUAAUGCAAUCAACAUUGGAAGAGCAAGAAAGACACACCCUAGUUAAGGCUUUGGAUAGGGUCCUUCAACGUCUAGGAGAUAAAGUUAAACCCUAUGUACACAAAAUCCUGGUGGUAAUAGAACCAAUGUUAAUAGAUCAGGAUUACUAUGCACGUCAAGAAGGUAGGGAGAUCAUCUCAAAUCUUGCCAAGGCUGUAGGAUUGGCUACUAUGAUUGCAACAAUGAGGCCUGAUAUAGAUCAUCCUGAUGAGUAUGUGAGAAACACAACAGCCAAAGCCUUUGCUAUCUUGGCUUCAGCAAUGGGGAUUCCAUCCCUGGUUAUCUUUUUACAGGCGGUUUGCCAAAGCAAAAAGAGUUGGCAGGCAAGACAUACUGGAAUCAGAAUAGUACAACAAAUAGCUAUUUUGCAUGGCAGUUCUAUACUUCCUCAUUUAAAGAGUCUGGUACAAAUUGUCUCACAUGGACUCAAUGAUGAAAACCAAAAGGUAAGAGUGAUUACUGCCCUCUCUCUAGCAUCAUUAGCUGAGGCUUCAUCCCCUUAUGGUAUAGAAGCUUUUGAACCAAUUUUGGGACAUAUUUGGAAGGGAAUUUCAGAGUAUCGGAGUCGUAACUUAGCCAGCUACUUAAAAGCUAUGGGACAGAUGAUUUCUAUUAUGGAAAAAGAUCAAGCUUGUCAUUACAUCAAGGAAAUUUCUCCAGUCCUAGUAAGGGAAUUUGGUUCCCAAGACGAUGAGAUGAAAAGAAUAGUACUGAGAGUCUUGGGACAAUGUGUCUCAGUGGAGGAAAUUGGGUCAGAAUUUGUUAAGCGAAAGUUAUUAGGACCUUUUUUUGGGCAAUUCUGGACCUCCCGUAACUCCCUUGACAAGAGAACUUCUAAGUUAGUUGUGAAUACAACUGUACUACUAUCUAGACAAGUUGGACUGGAACCUAUUUUGGAUGGGUUACUGCUAUUUCUUAGAGAUGGAAGUGAAACAUUUAGAAUACAAGCCUUGGAAGCUGUUAGAAAUGUAAUGGAGAAUGUCCAAGUAAUCCACUUGGAACAGAGACUAGAAAAACUCUUGGUUGAUGGGAUUUUGUACAUUUUUCAGGAAAGUUCUGCUGAGGAAGAUACUUCUGUAGUGGAGCAUGUAGGAAGAAUAUUGACUUUAUUGGGAACAAGAUCUAAGCAAUACUUGCCCCAAAUAUCCUCUAUAAUUAGAUGGCGUCUGAAUACUCCAUCUCCAAGAGCAAGACAGACAGCUGCAGAUUUGAUAGCUCAAAUAAUUGUAGUUAUGAAACAAUGCGAAGAAGAACAGAUGAUUGCUCAUAUUGGAUUGUUUUUGUAUGAAUAUUUGGGUGAAGAGUACCCAGAGGUCCUUGGGAGUAUAAUUGGCGCCUUACAUGCAAUAGUUACUCAAGUAAGAGUGGAAAAGUUGAGUCCUCCAAUUAAAGAGUUGGUUCCAAGAUUAACUCCAAUUCUGAAAAAUAGACACGAAAAGGUACAAGAAAAUAUCAUUCAACUUUUGGGAUGUUGUGCAAAAAAAGGAGGAGACCUUGUAUCUCCUAAAGAAUGGGACAGAAUUUGCUUUGACCUUUUAGAUAGUCUUAAGGCAAACAAAAAGUCAAUCAGGAGAGCCUCAGUUAAGACUUUUGGCUAUAUUGCAAAGACUAUAGGACCACAAGAUGUUUUGGUAACUUUGCUAAACAACUUAAGAGUUCAAGAAAGACAGCUUAGAGUCUGUACAACUAUUGCUAUUGCCAUUAUUUCAGAGAUUUGUAUGCCUUACACAGUGCUUCCAGCCAUAAUGAAUGAGUACAGAAUUCCAGAUCUUAAUGUGCAGAAUGGGGUCUUAAAAACCCUCUCAUUUAUGUUUGAGUACAUUGGAACUAUGUCUAAAGACUACAUAUAUGCUCUGACCCCUUUGUUGGAGGUGGCUCUUACAGAUAGAGACCAGGUUCAUAGACAAACAGCAGCCUGGGCAUGUAAACAUUUGGCUCUAGGAGUAGCAGGGACUGGAUGCAAUGAUGCUUUGACCCAUCUACUUAACUUUCUUUGGCCAAAUGUCCUUGAGAACUCUCCCCAUCUCGUUCAGGCAGUUUAUGAAGCCCUAGAUGCUUUUAGAGUGGCUCUGGGUCCGGGAGUUAUCCUAAGCUAUUUACUACAGGGACUCUUCCACCCAGCAAAAAAAGUUAGAAGUGUCUAUUGGAGGAUUUACAACACUUUAUAUAUUGGGAGCCAAGACUCACUAGUUCCAUUUUUCCCACAAAUUCCUCCAACAGAAAACAGGAACUUUGUCAUGAACGAACUUUUCUACUGCAUUUAA
Cryptosporidium ubiquitum is the source of this 3093-nucleotide messenger RNA. Its product is annotated as splicing factor 3B subunit1-like HEAT repeat-containing protein. The record is from RefSeq and is a predicted model, not a curated record. The coding region runs from base 1 to 3093 and encodes 1030 amino acids. Gene Ontology annotation, biological process: spliceosomal complex assembly. The transcript has a single exon. Gene Ontology annotation, cellular component: catalytic step 2 spliceosome; U2-type prespliceosome; U2 snRNP. Lineage: Eukaryota; Apicomplexa; Conoidasida; Eucoccidiorida; Cryptosporidiidae. Gene Ontology annotation, molecular function: mRNA binding.